Messenger RNA from Oreochromis aureus, 1294 nucleotides. Its product is annotated as NACHT, LRR and PYD domains-containing protein 12-like. Lineage: Eukaryota; Metazoa; Chordata; Actinopteri; Cichliformes; Cichlidae. The coding region runs from base 32 to 1294 and encodes 420 amino acids. Gene Ontology annotation, molecular function: protein binding. Gene Ontology annotation, biological process: regulation of apoptotic process. The transcript is spliced from 7 exons. The record is from RefSeq and is a predicted model, not a curated record.
CCGAGUGUCAGGUGAACUGAACUUCAGAAAUAUGAUGAAAGAACCACCAAUCAAAGCAGCUUCUUUAGCAGAGGAGGAGCUUGCCAGGGUGCGGUCAGCCUUUGUUUGGAGGGUGUCAACAGAAAUCCUUAAACAGCUCCUGGAGGCCCUUGUAAGUGAUGGUGUUUUAAAUGAAUUGGAGAAAGAGUCAAUACUGGAGAAGAACCCAGUCAGAGCAGAUAAGGCACGCUGCUUCAUCGACACAGUGAGGAAGAAAGGGGACAAAGCCAGCAGGAUAAUGAUCAGAUAUCUUCAGACUAUAGAUCUUUCUCUUUUCUCUCAGCUGCGUUUAUACUCUGAUUCAUCUGCUCAACAAGAGGCUCUUCAAAAUUGUCAGCCAAGACUUAAAUCUAAACUGAAGAAGAAGUUCCAGUGUGUGUUUGAGGGGAUUGCUAAAGCAGGAAACCCAACCCUUCUGAAUAAGAUCUACACAGAGCUCUACAUCAUAGAGGGAGGAACUGCAGAGGUCAAUGAUGAACAUGAGGUCAGACAGAUUGAAACCGCAUCCAGGGAGCCAGAUAGACCAGAAACAACAAUCAGACAAGAAGACAUGUUUAAAGAUUCACCUGGAAGAGAUGAACCAAUCAGAACAGUGCUGACAAAGGGAGUGGCUGGCAUUGGGAAAACAGUUUUAACUCAGAAAUACACCCUCGACUGGGCUGAAGACAAAGCCAACCAGGACAUCCAGUUCAUAUUUCCAUUCACUUUCAGAGAGCUGAAUGUGUUGAAAGAGGAAAAGUUCAGCUUGGUGGAACUUGUUCAUCACUUCUUUACACUGAACAGCUGUAACCUCUCAGAGAGGGUGUGUGAAGAUCUGUUUUCAGUUCUCAGUUCCCAGUCCUGUAGUCUGAAAGAGCUGGACCUGAGUACCAACAGCCUCAGGGAUUAUGGAGUGAAGAAGCUUUUAGCUGUGGUGCAGAGUCCACACUGCAAACUGAAUAUUCUCACACUGAGUCACUCUAACUUGUCACAGAGAAGCUGUGGAGCACUGUCCUCAAUUCUCGGUUCCCAGCUCUCAAGUCUGAGAGAGCUGAACCUGAGUAACAAUGACCUGCAAGAUUCAGGAGUGGGGCUUCUGUCUCAUGGACUGGAGAGUCCAUAUUGCACACUGGAAACUCUCAGACAAAUAGACUGCCCCUGGUCCCACAGCAGCUGGGAGGCCCAGCAUCCCAGACCCCGACCAGCAUCCCAGACCCUGACCAGCUCCUUCUCCCGGCUCCUCGCACCAGAUGGCGACCAGAGAACAGGGGUGUGA